AUGCUGUUUAAUUUUAGGUUCCUAUGCCGUGCUGGAAAUGCAAAGAAGAUCAACAUUCCUCUGCAGCAGUAUGUUCGGAGAUAUGGAUUUGGACAACCUACUGAAACUCCUGUUCAGUUGAAAGGUGGUGAUCUUCUGACUCUGCAAAAUUAUACAGCAGAUGAAAUCAAAUACUUGCUUUGGGUGGCAUCUGAUCUGAAAGAAAGAAUCAAACACAAACAGGAGUAUCUGCCUUUAUUACAAGGAAAAUCUUUAACAAUGAUUUUUGAAAAAAAAAGCACAAGGACGAGAUUAUCUACAGAGACAGGAUUUGCUGUCCUUGGAGGAUAUCCUAGUUUCCUCACAGCACACGAUAUUCACCUGGGCACUAAUGAAAGUAUCACCGACACAGCACGAGUACUAUCCAGCAUGGCAGAUGCAAUCCUGGCCCGAGUAUAUAAACAGACUGAUUUGGAACUAUUAGCUCAAGAGGCCUCAAUCCCAGUGAUAAAUGGACUGUCUGAUUCUGACCACCCGGUCCAGAUUUUAGCUGAUUAUCUUACACUUCAGGAACACUAUGGAUCUUUGAAGGGACUGACCUUGAGCUGGAUAGGUGAUGGAAAUAAUGUCCUGAAUUCCAUUAUGAUGAGUGCUUCCAAAUUUGGGAUGAAUCUGCAGGUUGCAACUCCAAAGGGUUUUGAGCCAGAUCCCACAAUAACCAAAAUAGCAGAAGAGUACUCCAUAAAGUAUGGCACCAAAUUGUUUCUCACAACGGACCCUUUGGAAGCUGCCUGUGGAGCCAAUGUUUUAAUCACAGACACAUGGAUAAGCAUGGGGCAAGAAGAAGAGAAACAAGAGAGGCUGAAGGCUUUCCAAGGUUAUCAAAUCACAAUGCAGACUGGGAAAGUGGCUUCUCCUGGCUGGACCUUUUUACAUUGCUUACCUAGAAAGCCACAAGAAGUGGAUGAUGAAGUGUUCUAUUCACCACAAUCACUGGUUUUUCAAGAGGCUGAAAACAGGAAAUGGACGAUUAUGGGUGUCAUGGUUUCCCUGCUGACAGAUUACUCACCACAGCUGCAGAGGCCUGUGUUUUGAUUUUUGGGGUUCUGCCAAGAGAAAAAAAUUCCUCUCUAGCAAAAUAUUCUGAUCCAUGAAAUCACCUUUCUGAAAAGCAUGAUCAAAGCAGUGACAAUGAUUUACAAGAAGUGUGAAGGUGCCUAUAAUGCCUAUAACAUGAGAAUAUUUUACUUCUGCAUUUGUUUAAACACUUAAGCCAUGCUGCUGCAUUUCUUUCUUUGAUUUGUGUUUUGCUCUACAUCCUGCAUAUUGAUUACUCCUCCAAACAAUUACAGUUUAAUAAAUGGCUCAGUAAGAAACACAAGUAGUGUUUCGCCAGUGCAGUAGUAGAAUUGAUCUCAUAAAUGUGUCCUGGAGUAAAAAUCACUGUGUUUUUGCAAAAGCUGUCAUAUUUCCUUGAAGGAGGAUAUAUAUCAGGGAGAGGAAGGACAUUUUUUUCCUAAGCAACCUGGACAUGUUCCAAAUCCUGUUGAAAUAAAU
Eublepharis macularius is the source of this 1536-nucleotide messenger RNA. It is a transcript of the gene OTC, whose product is annotated as ornithine transcarbamylase. Gene Ontology annotation, biological process: L-citrulline biosynthetic process. Gene Ontology annotation, molecular function: ornithine carbamoyltransferase activity; amino acid binding. The transcript has 10 exons. The coding region runs from base 1 to 1074 and encodes 357 amino acids. NCBI's taxonomy places the organism in Eukaryota, Metazoa, Chordata, Lepidosauria, Squamata, Eublepharidae. Gene Ontology annotation, cellular component: mitochondrion. The record is from RefSeq and is a predicted model, not a curated record.